Molecule: messenger RNA, 921 nt
Organism: Fonsecaea nubica
Lineage: Eukaryota; Fungi; Ascomycota; Eurotiomycetes; Chaetothyriales; Herpotrichiellaceae
Exons: 2
Coding region: 1-921 (306 amino acids)
Biological process (GO): glutathione metabolic process; hydrogen sulfide metabolic process
Molecular function (GO): sulfur dioxygenase activity
Source: RefSeq, a predicted model, not a curated record
AUGUCUCUGCCCCAUACUGAAGCCGCUGUGCCUCAGCAACCCAUUGUCCACGACGUCUUCGAAACCAAGACCGGUACAUUGCAGUACGUGGUUGCAGAUCCAGCCACAAAGGCAGCGGUCAUCAUCGACCCCGUGUUGGAUUAUGAUCCGGCCACCCAGGCCCUCACCACCCAGAGCGCCGACACUCUGCUUGCGUUGAUCAAGGACAAAGGCUACACUGUCGACAUGAUUCUCGAAACACACGCACAUGCGGACCAUCUUACUGCAUCAUCGUAUCUCCAGCAUCGCUUGGCCCAGGAGCAAGAUCGAAUUCCCAUCGUUGGGAUAGGAAAGCGUAUCGGCCGGGUACAGAAAUUGUUUGCAAACAGAUAUGGAGUGCCCCCGGAAGAAUACGAAGGUCUAUUCAAUAAGUUAUUCGAGGACGAUGAGACAUUCAACAUUGGAAACUUGAGUGCAACGGCCCUGCACCUCCCAGGUCAUACUCCGGACCACCUUGGGUACAAGAUCGGAGAUAAUGUAUUCUGCGGCGACUCCAUCUUCCACGCAGACAUAGGCACCGCACGCUGCGAUUUUCCCGGCGGCAGCGCCAGGGAUCUCUUCCAAUCGGGCCGGAGGCUGCUCUCCUUACCAGACCACGUCAAGAUCUGGACCGGCCACGACUAUCCGCCCGCGGGGCGCGAUGCUCCUGUGCCUUGGAUGACGGUCGAGCAGCACCGGCAACGCAAUAAGCACUUGAAGGACGGCACCACCGAGGAGGACUUUGUGGCCAUGCGGAACGAACGGGACGCGGGGCUGGCGGCGCCCAGGCUGAUACACCAGUCCCUGCAGAUGAAUAUCCGGGCUGGCAACCUUCCCAAGCCGACGGAUGCUGGACUGCGAUUGUUGCACCUCCCGCUGAAGCCGAAGAGCUUGGAGUGGUGA